This is a messenger RNA of Candidula unifasciata, 486 nucleotides long. The record is from the annotation of a GenBank genome assembly. NCBI's taxonomy places the organism in Eukaryota, Metazoa, Mollusca, Gastropoda, Stylommatophora, Geomitridae.
AUGGCUCAGACGCAUCUCGUUUUUUCGUACGGAACUCUGAAAUGCGGGGAGCCAAAUUUUCACAUAAUGAGCAGCCCAGAAACUGGCAGUUAUCGGUUUGUUGGAAUUGGUGAGACUGUUAAACGCUACCCUCUUGUGGUGGGAUCUCAGUAUUCAGUCCCGUUUCUGCUUCUUGUUGAAGGGAAAGGAGAGAAUGUUCUGGGCCACAUAUUUGAAGUAAAUGAUGAAAAGCUUGCAGCACUUGACGAAUUAGAGGCACAUCCAGAUCUUUACAUUCGAUUAAAAACUGAAAUUGCUAUGACCCACGAUGAACACAAGAACCCCAUUGAGCCGCCAGAGAUUCGGGAGUGCUGGGUGUACUUUCUACCACGUUUCAAGCCAGAGAUGCUGGAAUUACCUUACUAUAGAAAUUAUACGUCAGUUUCUGAUGACCAUCCUCCUUACGUUGAAAGUGAAGAUCUCUGUUCAGUUGAUCAGAUUGAAUGA